Messenger RNA from Blepharisma stoltei, 291 nucleotides. The record is from the annotation of a GenBank genome assembly. Lineage: Eukaryota; Ciliophora; Heterotrichea; Heterotrichida; Blepharismidae.
AUGGAACGAAUUUAUGUCAAUCCCCACAUAAAGAGAAUCACUCCUACAACCAAAAAGAUUAUGUCUGAUAUUAAUGCCCAUAGACAAACCAAAGGUUCUAUCUCCCAUAGGGAAUCCAUUGUAGAUGCAUUAAAAAAAUUGCCUGAAGAUGAAAGAAAUGAAUAUAAAAUGUUAAAAACUUUUAUGGUUAAACCAAAAAGACAAAUGUCAAAAGAUACCUUGGAAGUGCCGACUGGGAAUAGUUUGCUUGAUGGAAUUGCAGGAGAAAGGAGGAAAAGCUGGAAUGGUUAG